AACAGGACUGACCGGGGCGUACAAGAGACUUUUCGCUUUGCUUUCUUACAACAGCACUUUUAUUUACAAUGAAAAAAUGCACGAAUUCAAGAGGGAACUUUUCAGGAAUCUGCCCAGGUUUAGGAGCGGAGAUGGGACGCUUCGUUUGCUGGAGAUUGGAUGUGGAAGCGGGGCAAACUUCCAGUACUAUCCGGACGGUUGCACGGUGAUCUGUAUCGACCCCAACGUGCACUUUGACAGAUAUUUACGUAAGAACAUGGAGGAGAAUAAGCACUUGUGUUAUGAGGGGUUUCUCGUUGAGUCCGGAGAGAGGCUGACGCACGUGGAGGAUGCGUCAGUGGACGUAGUGGUGUGUACGCUCGUGCUGUGCUCCGUGCGUAACGUGCGUAAAGUGCUCCAAGAGGUGCGCCGCGUGCUCAGAACUGGAGGGGCCUUCUACUUCCUGGAGCACGUGGUCUCCGAAUGCUCUUCUUGGUUGCGUUUUCUGCAGUUUGUGUUGAAUCCGCUGUGGUCGCGUCUCGGAGAAGGAUGCACUUUGACCCGGGCCACAUGGAGAGACCUGGAGGCAGCUGGCUUCUCUCACCUCCACAUUCAGCACAUCAGCGCCCCCAAGAUGUCAACAGUGAUAACCCCGCACAUAAUGGGAUACUGUAUUAAAUAA
Molecule: messenger RNA, 661 nt
Organism: Periophthalmus magnuspinnatus
Lineage: Eukaryota; Metazoa; Chordata; Actinopteri; Gobiiformes; Gobiidae
Product: putative methyltransferase-like protein 7A
Exons: 2
Coding region: 77-661 (194 amino acids)
Molecular function (GO): S-adenosylmethionine-dependent methyltransferase activity
Source: RefSeq, a predicted model, not a curated record